This is a messenger RNA of Phoenix dactylifera (date palm), 1294 nucleotides long. Its product is annotated as transcription factor MYB1. Lineage: Eukaryota; Viridiplantae; Streptophyta; Magnoliopsida; Arecales; Arecaceae. The record is from RefSeq and is a predicted model, not a curated record.
UCGAGCUUCUGUAGGCUCAUAGGACUCGGAUUCUUCACAUGUGAUCAGUGUCUUUCCAGUAACAGGGUAUAGGAGCCCAUCCAUACUUCCUAAGAGUUAUAAGAGGCUGAGGAGGGAGUGGCUCUCAAGGUGCAAUAAAGAGAGGAGAGCUCUCUUAGACUCUACUAAGUCCAAGAUGGGUAGGAAACCUUGUUGCUCUAAAGAAGAUCUCAACAGAGGAGCCUGGACAGCAGAGGAGGACAGGAUCCUUAAAGCCUACAUCAAAGCCAAUGGAGAAGGGAGAUGGGGAAGCCUCCCCAAGAAAGCAGGCCUCAAGCGGUGCGGAAAGAGCUGCCGGCUCCGAUGGCUGAACUACCUUAGGCCUGACAUCAAAAGAGGGAACAUAACAAGUGAAGAGGAGGAUCUUAUCAUUAGACUCCACAGCCUCUUAGGAAACAAGUGGUCGCUGAUCGCAGGGCGAUUGCCAGGGCGAACAGACAAUGAAAUCAAGAACUAUUGGAACACUUGUUUGAGGAAGAAGGUCCAAGGUCAGCACCAACCAAAAAGAUGUGAGCCAUCGGUCGAUGAGGCACCGGUGGUGGUUCGAACGAAGGCGAUUCGAUGUGCUGAGAUGUUCAUCCCACCCCAGCAGCGCAUUGCUCAAAACCAAGAGAAAAAUGUCACUAUGGAGCCGGCCAUGACUGGAGAAUUGGCUGCUGAGAAGGUACCAAACUCAAAAUCUGAUGAACACUCCUCUGUUGAUCCUCGAGAAGACACUUGGUGGGAUGUGUUGGUAGGGCUGGAUACAAGCAAUGCUUCCACAUCAGAAGCUCUGGACUUCGAUUUUUUGCAACUAUGGGGGAGUGAAUCACCAUGCAGCCACUAUACCAGAAGAGAAGACUGUAAGGGGAUGCUUGAAGAUUGGAUGAGUGAUGCAACACUACCCUUUGAAAUGGAGCUCACGUCACUGGCCAGUUUCCUUAACAGCGAAGAGGAAUGGCUUGGAGGAGAGCUUUAGGAUGAGAACCGAAUAAGGUUAAGGUUUGGAUGGAUAAGGAGCUGUACUCCAAGUGAAAACGCUGAUUCAUGCACAGCUCUCACUAUGUUGGGCUCUCUUGCAGCACCCAAAUAAGAUUCCCAUAAUUAAAUCUACUUAGAAAGUAGUGUCUCCUUUCAUGGUGUAUCCAUCACCUUUGUAUUAAUAAACGAGUAUAUUCCACGAAUUCUCCUUUGUUUGUGCAGCUUCAGCACCUCCCAUCUUUUGUAUUGAUGAUAUUAUGACUUUUGAAGAGAAAAAGAAUCAUGAAUUAUGAUU